AUGGAGUGUGAUCCCACGCUACCCAUCCAACCAGCCACUGCGAGGCCUCUCCUCGUAAUUGAGGACGAGUCUGUUUGGAAACGCUGCAUUUAUCAAGGAUGUGGAAAGGAGAGUGUGAGGACCGUAAUGCGAAGUUUAGAAGGAGACGUGAUCAACGCGAUGGCGACGGAGCGCUAUCUAUUGAUCAAAGAUGGGCAACAGGAGCUUGCAAAUUUCCUAUAUAGAAAGAUGGACCUCAUCAAAAAACAUGUGAAGCAAGCCGACGAAAUCAUAUUCGAUCAAGAAAAAGGUCUGGACAGUGUGCGAGCGUUCAUUGAGGAGCGCUUUAUCAUGCAUUUCGGACCAGAUAUGGAUGGUUCAAUGAGAAAAUGGACCGAAGAAGAGGAAGAAGAGCAGCAGUUUCUUAUCGACAAAUUCCCUGUUCAUACUCAAGGUCAUCCUGCGAAUGAACAAUUUGGAUCCGGACGACUAUAG
This is a messenger RNA of Ostertagia ostertagi, 474 nucleotides long. The record is from the annotation of a GenBank genome assembly. NCBI's taxonomy places the organism in Eukaryota, Metazoa, Nematoda, Chromadorea, Rhabditida, Trichostrongylidae.